AUGACGUUCCUGCAUACAUGGCUAUUAUUCACUCAGGUGAGAGCAGCUGAUCCUCCAUGCAGCUUACUAGGCCCACCCAAUCCUCCUCAACUCAGCCAAGAUGGUGAUGUAAUGAUUGGUGGUAUAUUUUCCAUCCAUUCCAAAUGGGACCAGACCACACAUGUCUUUGCAUCUGAGCCUGGGCAAGCAAAAUGCAGAAGUUUAAGACUCCGUGAAUUUCAACAUGCGCAAACAAUGGUAUUUGCCAUCGAGGAAAUCAACAACAGAACUGAUAUUCUUCCUGGGGUCAAAGUGGGUUAUAAAAUCUAUGACAGCUGUGGGUCAGUAGAAAUAACUACAAGAUCUGCUUUGUCCUUACUUAAUGGCAAUGGAAAGCAUUCAUUGAAAAUGUCUUGCUCCAAACCCGAUACAGUUCAAGCAAUCAUCGGUGAAACAUCUUCCAGUCCCUCGAUUGCCCUGUCUGCUACUGGAGGACCUUUGCAAAUACCUGUGGUCAGUCACUAUGCAACGUGUGCAUGCCUAAGUGACAGGAAGAAAUACCCAUCUUUCUUCAGAACAAUUCCCAGUGAUUAUUAUCUGAGCAUAGCUUUGGUUAAGUUGGUCAGGCAUUUUGGCUGGACAUGGGUAGGCACUGUAUGCAGUGAUAAUGACUAUGGACACAAUGGCAUCAAUGAAUUCAUUGUUGCAGCCAAAAAAGAGGGAAUAUGUGUUGAAUAUUCCAUGCCAAUCUUUAGGACAGACCCCAGAGAAAAAAUUCUGAAAGUAGUUGAGAUUAUCAAGGCUUCAACCUCCAAAGUGAUUGUCGCUUUUGUCUCAUACUUUGACUUUGGGGUUCUUUUAAAGGAAAUGGCCUUACAGAACUUGACUGGGUUUCACUGGAUUGGGAGUGAGGACUGGACAUCUGAUAUAAACCAAGCUAGUUCUCAAUGGCAGCAUCUUCUGAUAGGAUCCAUGAGUUUUACAAUCCCAAAAGCUCAAAUCAAUGGCCUUGGGGAAUUUCUGACUAAACUAAAUCCAGUGUCUGAUGCAGCUAUUUACAAAGAGUUGUGGGAGACAAUAUUUGAAUGUAAGCUUCCCACCAAAGAAAAUGCUGAGAUGAAACUCCUGUGCAAAGGUGAUGAAAGUCUCACUGAAGUUCAAAACAGUUACACAGAUGUUUCAGAAUUACGAGUCGCAAAUAAUGUUUACAAGGCUGUAUACGCUGUCAGUUAUGCCCUGCACAACUUAUAUAACUGUUCAAAGAAAGACAGUGGACAAGAAGCUCACAUUUCAUGUGCAAACAUAACAGAGAGCAAACCAUGGGAGGUAAUCAAUGAGCUGAAGAAACUCCAUUUCACAACAGCUGGAGAGGAUGUAUAUUUUGAUGAAAAUGGAGACCCUGCUGCAAGGUAUGAACUGAUAAAUUGUCAACAAGGUAAAGAUGGUAAAAUAGUGGUGGUUAAAGUGGGCUUCUAUGAUGGCUCUUUGCAAACACACCUUCAGCUGUCAUUUAACAACGUCAGUAUAGCCUGGGCCUACAACAAAUCACAGGUGCCAGUUUCCAUGUGUAAUCCAAGUUGUCCCCUGGGCACAAGGAAGGCUAGGCAAAAAGGAAGGCCAAUCUGCUGUUUUGACUGUAUUCCUUGUGCAGAUGGGGAAAUCAGUAAUGUCACAGAUUCUAUAACUUGUAUCAAGUGCCCACCAGAACUGUGGUCUAAUGACAGGAAAGACGCCUGUGUUUUAAAAUUGGUGGAAUUCUUGUCAUUUGAGGAAAUAAUGGGGAUCAUUCUUGUAUCCUUUUCUUUAUUAGGAGUGUCUUUUACCAUCUGCAUUGCUAUAAUUUUCAUGAAGCACAAAGACACACCAAUUGUUAGAGCAAAUAAUUCUGAACUGAGUUUCCUGCUGCUCUUCUCUCUGACUCUCUGUUUCCUCUGUUCACUUACAUUCAUUGGUCAGCCUUCUGCAUGGUCCUGUAUGCUGCGCCACACAGCAUUUGGGAUCAUAUUUGUUCUCUGUAUUUCCUGUGUUCUGGGGAAAACAGUAGUGGUGUUAAUGGCCUUCAGGGCUACACUUCCAGGAAGUGAUGUUAUGAAAUGGUUUGGGCCUCCACAGCAGAGACUCAGUGUACUUGCUUUCACUCUUGUACAGGUUAUUAUUUGUGUACUGUGGCUAACAAUAUCACCUCCUUUUCCUGACAAAAAUAUGAAGUACUCCAAAGAAAAGAUCAUAUUAGAAUGUAAUGUAGGCUCAGCUAUCGGGUUCUGGGCUGUGUUGGGUUAUAUAGGACUCCUGGCUCUUUUGUGUUUUAUUUUGGCUUUUCUGGCCAGGAAGCUGCCUGACAAUUUCAAUGAAGCCAAAUUCAUCACAUUCAGCAUACUCAUAUUCUGUGCAGUUUGGAUCACCUUUAUUCCUGCUUAUGUCAGCUCUCCUGGAAAAUUUACUGUAGCUGUAGAGAUAUUUGCCAUUUUAACAUCAAGCUUUGGUUUACUAUUCUGUAUAUUUCUUCCAAAGUGUUAUAUAAUCAUAAUGAAACCAGAGAAGAACACUAAAAAGGAAUUGAUGGGUAAAACACCUGCAAAAUGA
This is a messenger RNA of Neoarius graeffei (lesser salmon catfish), 2562 nucleotides long. Its product is annotated as extracellular calcium-sensing receptor-like. The record is from RefSeq and is a predicted model, not a curated record. NCBI's taxonomy places the organism in Eukaryota, Metazoa, Chordata, Actinopteri, Siluriformes, Ariidae. Gene Ontology annotation, molecular function: G protein-coupled receptor activity. The coding region runs from base 1 to 2562 and encodes 853 amino acids. Gene Ontology annotation, biological process: G protein-coupled receptor signaling pathway. The transcript is spliced from 6 exons. Gene Ontology annotation, cellular component: membrane.